AAGUCCCUCCAAAAGAAGCAAUCCCAAACUGAGCUAUCUAUGACAUUGAUUGACGAGAGAAUAAGAGCACCAUGAUUUUGUUUUCUUUCUUUUAAGGUUUCCCAACCUAGUACCUCAUCAAACAGAACUGAAUAAGUACACGUUUCUGGUUCUUAUCAUCUUUGGAGCUUGUUUGAAGUGCUGCUAUUGAUAAACUAAAUUACAAGUCCUGAAGAUUUGCACCAAGACCUUAAUUAAUCCUCCCAGCAACAGCAUGUCAAGGAAGAAAUUGAUUAUUCCUUCCAUUCUUCUUUCAAAUGUUCUAAUCUUCAUCUUGCUAGGUUUUUCUGCUGCAACUGAAGAUGAACAGAAGGAAUUCUUUAUUGUUUAUCUUGGAGAUCAACCGGUGAUCAAUAAUGUCUCUGCGGUGCAAACACAUAUUGAUGUUCUGUCGUCCAUCAAGAGAAGUGAUCUAGAAGCUAAGGAGUCCAUCAUAUAUAGCUACACAAAGAUCUUCAAUGCAUUUGCUGCAAAGCUAUCUAAAGCGGAAGCCAGAAAGCUGUCACUCCUGGACGAAGUUCUUUCCGUGUUUCCAAAUCGGUAUCACAAACUCCACACAACCAAAUCAUGGGAUUUUAUUGGGCUUCCUAGCACUGCAAAAAGAAACCUGAAAAUGGAGAGGAACAUAGUUGUGGGUCUACUGGAUACAGGGAUCACUCCGCAGUCUGAGAGCUUUAAGGAUGAUGGUUUUGGCCCUCCACCUAGAAAAUGGAGAGGCACUUGCAGUCACUAUGCUAAUUUCUCAGGAUGCAACAACAAGCUUGUAGGGGCUAGAUACUUCAAGCUCGACGGCAAUCCGGAUCCCAGUGACAUCUUAUCUCCAGUAGAUGUGGAUGGCCACGGGACACACACAUCAUCCACACUAGCAGGAAACCUAGUUCCAGAUGCCAGCCUAUUUGGGCUAGCAAGAGGGGUUGCUCGUGGUGCAGUGCCAGACGCUAGGGUAGCCAUGUAUAAAGUGUGUUGGGUCAGCUCUGGUUGCUCAGAUAUGGACCUACUUGCUGCAUUUGAAGCUGCUAUACAUGAUGGUGUUGAUGUUCUAUCAAUAUCCAUUGGUGGAGUGAGCGCUGAUUAUGUAUCAAAUGCAAUAGCCAUAGGUGCAUUCCAUGCCAUGAAGAACGGAAUUAUCACAGUGGCCUCAGGUGGAAAUGAUGGACCAUCUUCAAGUUCCGUGGCGAACCAUGCGCCAUGGCUCUUGACCGUUGCAGCUAGUGGCAUUGACAGGGAGUUCAGGAGCAAAGUUGAGUUAGGCAAUGGGAAGAUUGUCUCGGGUAUUGGAGUGAACACAUUUGAACCAAAACAAAAAUUAUAUCCAAUUGUCAGUGGGGCAGAUGCUGGUUACUCUAGAAGCGAUGAGGGUGCAAGGUUCUGUGCCGAUGGCUCGUUGGACCCUAAGAAGGUGAAAGGGAAGCUUGUCUUGUGUGAGUUAGAAGUAUGGGGUGCUGACUCUGUUGUUAAAGGAAUUGGAGGAAAAGGCACUAUUCUUGAGAGUGAGCAAUAUCUUGAUGCAGCCCAGAUUUUUAUGGCACCAGCAACCGUAGUCAAUGCCACCGUCAGCGACAAAGUCAAUAAUUAUAUACAUUCCACCAAAUCUCCAUCAGCAGUGAUAUACAGAACCCAAGAAGUGAAAGUCCCUGCUCCUUUUAUCGCUUCCUUUUCGUCUCGGGGUCCAAAUCCAGGAUCAGAACGCAUUCUCAAGCCCGACGUCGCAGCACCAGGAAUUGACAUUUUGGCAUCAUACACUCCCUUGAGGUCGCUCACCGGGCUGAAAGGUGAUACACAGCACUCAAGAUUUUCUCUUAUGUCAGGGACUUCCAUGGCUUGCCCUCAUGUUGCUGGGGUAGCCGCCUAUAUAAAGUCAUUCCAUCCAAAUUGGACCGCAGCAGCAAUCAAAUCCGCCAUCCUGACAACAGCAAAACCUAUGAGCUCAAGAGUGAACAACGAUGCAGAAUUUGCCUACGGUGCUGGUCAAGUAAAUCCUGAUAAAGCUAGAAACCCUGGCUUGGUCUAUGACAUGGAUGAGAUGUCUUACAUUCAGUUCCUAUGUCACGAAGGCUAUAACAGAUCCUCCUUAGCUGUUUUAGUUGGUUCAAAAUCCGUAAAUUGCUCCUCAUUGCUUCCUGGAAUUGGCUAUGAUGCUCUCAACUAUCCGACUAUGCAACUUAGUGUAAAAAAUAAGCAUGAACCGACCGUCGGUGUUUUUAUAAGGACAGUUACCAAUGUAGGUCCUUCUCCUUCCAUCUACAAUGCAACCAUCCAGGCUCCUAAAGGAGUAGAUAUCGUGGUAAAACCUAUGAGCCUCUCCUUCUCUCGUUCCUCGCAGAAGCGAAGUUUUAAGGUUGUGGUCAAGGCAAAACCGAUGCCAAGUUCUCAAAUGUUGUCAGGUUCACUCGUAUGGAAAAGCAAUCAGCACAUUGUGAAGAGCCCCAUCGUUAUUUUUAAACCACUGGACUAAUACUCAAAUACAAAUCUGAUAAUGGGAAAGAAGUACUCUGUAUUAUAUACAACCAUACGAGUUUGUGUGUGUGUACUGGACUUGGUAAAUUAUGUCAUGCUGAUAUAGUUUGUUGAUGAUUGCCUUGGUAAAUUUUGGUGUACAUCCGAUUCUAGAUGAAUUUGCCAAUUCUUGGCAUGCCAAACAAUGAUAAGCUGAAAGUGAUUAAGAAAUUGCAUUUA
Molecule: messenger RNA, 2715 nt
Organism: Populus trichocarpa (black cottonwood)
Lineage: Eukaryota; Viridiplantae; Streptophyta; Magnoliopsida; Malpighiales; Salicaceae
Product: subtilisin-like protease SBT4.14
Exons: 11
Coding region: 254-2494 (746 amino acids)
Biological process (GO): proteolysis
Molecular function (GO): serine-type endopeptidase activity
Source: RefSeq, a predicted model, not a curated record